AUGGAAUUAGAAAAAGGACUAAAUGAAAAUUCUGAUUCACCUCAAUUAUCUGAAAUGACAGUAGACGAUGAAAGGUCAUUAGAAAUCCCUACAGGCCCGUUUAAGGAAGAAGAUUUAGCUGUCUUUUUGCGUUGGCCAGAAUAUACUCAAUGGAGUGGAUUUUUAAAAUUGGAUAAUAAAACUGGGCAAUUAGAACGUUUUUUCUUUACAACUGGAUAUCACGGAGAUAAACUUGAAGUUUGGACUGAAAGGGGAAAACUUUUAAAAGAAUGGAGGGCUGUAGUAGAUAAAUAUUCACAAGAUUUUGAUGCUUCCGUUUUUCAUGAAGAUGCUGUAUUUCUUGAUUUAAUAGAUAAUAUGCCCUCAGAUACAUGGCAGUCUGUACUUGGAACUUUGGUUUGUAUGGCAUUUGUUUGUUUUGCAUUUUUAAGCAGUAUGUUUACUGUUAUCUUUGCUUCAAGCUGUGUUCUCUCAAUUUGCUGUGGAAUCUUGGGGAUUUUAAGUUGGUGGAGUAUAGAUUUAGAUCCAAUUAUGAUGGUAAAUUGUCUCUCGUCCGUUGCCUUUCCUGCACUUCAAGCAGCCUUAUCUACAAUAUUUUGUGUUUGUUCUUUACUUUUUGUUAAACUUUAUAUGGCUGAAGUUUUUGUUAAAACAAUGGUUCUCUGUGUUGUUUUGUGUAAUUUACAUGGUCUUCUCUUUUUGCCAGCAUUUUUAAUUGUUUUUGAUCCAGUCGUCUAUUCGUGUCGUCAACGAAUUUCAAAAAGUCAUUCAAAAGUUAAACAAAACAAUCGAAUACAUAAUGUUAUUCCAGAAGAAUCUGGAAGUCAAGAAAGUUCUUUAAAAGAAAAUACUUUAAUUAAUGAAAAGAAAAGGAAAUUAUUUAAUCAAAAUGGAAUUAAUAAAACAAUUAAUAAUAAUGAUAAACAAUCAACAAUUACUGAUAGACCAAAUUUGGAAAGAUUUCAUUCAAUUGAACUGGAAGGGGAAGGAGGAGAUAAAUUAAAACAAGAAGAAAAUGAAAAAGAAGAAAAGGUGAAUACAACAGAUAAUCCAAAUAUUAAUUCAAAAUCUAACCAAAAAAUUGAUGAUACAAGUCAUUAA
Molecule: messenger RNA, 1101 nt
Organism: Meloidogyne enterolobii
Lineage: Eukaryota; Metazoa; Nematoda; Chromadorea; Rhabditida; Meloidogynidae
Source: the annotation of a GenBank genome assembly